This is a messenger RNA of Gadus macrocephalus (Pacific cod), 2564 nucleotides long. It is a transcript of the gene slc6a7, whose product is annotated as solute carrier family 6 member 7. Gene Ontology annotation, cellular component: membrane. Lineage: Eukaryota; Metazoa; Chordata; Actinopteri; Gadiformes; Gadidae. Gene Ontology annotation, biological process: sodium ion transmembrane transport. Gene Ontology annotation, molecular function: L-proline transmembrane transporter activity. The coding region runs from base 74 to 2011 and encodes 645 amino acids. The transcript is spliced from 14 exons. The record is from RefSeq and is a predicted model, not a curated record.
GCUACCUCCCACCAGAAGUGAACUUUUAAAAUGUAGACAACUGAGAAACUCAGUUCGUUAACUGCCAGAAGAAAUGAAGAGCGAAGAGCCAAAAGCGGCACCUGGAAACACCAUCUUGGCAAAACCAACCACAACACAGCAGAAUGCCAUGGAGGUAAAUGGACCCACUAAGAAUAAUGUCGCCAGCCCAACAUCACAGUCCCAAUCUGAAGCACAGCCCCCUGCCCCCGUAUCGGACCCACACAUCCCACGAGAGCAGUGGGGUGGCAAGUAUGAGUUCCUGCUGUCCUGUAUUGGAUAUUGCGUCGGCCUUGGCAACGUGUGGCGGUUCCCCUACCUCUGCUACCGCAAUGGAGGAGGUGUGUUCCUCAUACCCUACUUCAUAAUGCUGUUCUUCACUGGUGUCCCCCUGUUCCUCAUGGAGCUGAGUCUGGGCCAGUAUGGAGCCGCUGGCCCCAUCACUGUCUGGAAGUGUUGCCCUCUCCUUAAAGGUAUUGGCAUCGGGAUGCUGUGCGUGUCCACGCUGGUGUGCCUCUACUACAACGUGAUCAUCGCCUGGACCUUCUACUACCUGGGCAGCUCCUUCCAGAGCCCCCUGCCCUGGUCCUGCGAGGCCCCCGCCAAUGCGGCCCUGUGUGCCAACAUCAGCUCGGGCAACGGGUCCUUUCAGAGCCCUUCAGAGGUCUUCUGGAAUGAGAAGGUGCUUGGUGUAGUGCACAGCAAGGGCCUCCACGACCCAGGGCCGGUGCGGUGGCCCCUGGCCCUCUGCCUGCUGGCUGCGUGGAUCAUCAUCUUCCUCUGCAUACUGAAGGGCAUCCGCAGCUCCGGGAAGGUGGUUUAUGUCACCGCUACGUUUCCCUACUUCGUGCUGCUCGUGCUGAUCAUCAAGGGCGCCACGCUGGAAGGAUCGCUCCAAGGGGUGGCCUUCUACCUCACCCCUGACUGGAGCCGUCUAGCCAGUGCACAGGUGUGGAACGACGCAGCCUCCCAGGUCUUCUACUCUCUGGGUAUCGGGGUGGGGGGCCUGCUGUCAAUGGCGUCAUACAAUAAAUUUGACAACAACGUCAUCAGGGACACGUUGAUAAUAGUCGUCGGGAACUGUAGCACCAGUUUCUUCGCCGGCUUCGCAAUUUUCUCCAUCCUGGGUCACAUGGCCUGGAGAAAGGGCGUUCCCGUGGGCGAAGUGGCAGACACUGGUCCUGGUUUGGCAUUUGUUGCUUACCCAGAGGCCCUGGCUCUCCUGCCUGGUUCCGUAUUCUGGUCAAUCCUCUUCUUCCUCAUGCUCUUCAUGCUGGGCAUCGACACACUAUUUGGGAACAUGGAGGGCAUUACGACCGCAGUGUUGGACGAGUUUCCUCAGCUGAGACAAAACAUGAUGCACAAGACCCUGUUCUUGGCGGCUCUGUGCUUUGCCUUCUACCUGAUGGGUCUCCUGCUCAUCAGCGAUGGCGGCAUUUACUGGUUCACCCUCAUUGACUCCUUCAGCACUAGUUUCGGCCUGAUAAUCAUCGCCCUCUUCAUGUGCAUCGGCAUCUCCUUCUUCUAUGGAGUGAACCAGUUUUGCCAGGACAUCAUCGAUAUGAUCUGCCACUGUCCCCCAUGGUGUACCAAGUUUCUUUUCUUCUUCAAAGCGUGUUGGGUAUUCAUCACUCCCUUCCUUCUCCUGUUCAUCCUGACCUACAUCUUCUUUGAGAUGUACAACACGUCGCUCCAAUACGGCUCCUACGUGUAUCCCUUCUGGGGCAAGGCGCUGGGCGUGUGCAUCGGCAUGGCCUGCUGCAUGCAGAUCCCUAUCUGGGCCGGGGUGGCCAUCUUCAAGGAGUCGGGAACCCUCAGAGACCGCUUCCAGAAGGCCAUUCGACCUCUAAACUCCUGGCGGGCCAACACCCUGAGCAGCUCGGGUCAGACGGAGGAGCAGGCGGAGCCAGAACGGGUCGAUGGCCCCUACACCGUCAACCUCACCAGCAUGGACUUCAACGCCAUGACCUGGCAGUCAGACAGCAACGCAUGAUGGAUCUAAGGGACAGCCAUGUUGCCAUGACAAUAAGUGGGGGGGUUCCUACCCUAAUGGUUCCCGCUCGGUUCUGGAGAUUGUGAUGCAAACCAAUGUUUUGUCCUGCAGGGAAGUGUAGAAUGGACUAGUCGUUUUAUUUAUACUUCUACAAUAUUUCAAUGUACUGUAUGUUUUUUUUAAAAAUGUUUUUAUAUCUAAAAAGGGUUGGGCCCUAUGUUAUUGGUCGAUAGAUUUACUGUUUGGUUGAUAUUCAAUACAUCUAUUGAUUAACUUAUUGUUGAUUUUAUUAGUAUUUUUUUCCAAGGACAGAGGCAUACAGUGGGCAGUCCACAGUCAUUCAUGGUGUAUACAAAGAGGCCAAGCAGUGAUUGUUGAGUUGAGUUUGCAUCUUCUACAGACUCCGUGAGGUUGCAGCUAUUCAUAAAAUGAUAUUUUGAUGUUGGUGACAUGAAAUUACUGAAGCCAACCAUGGUUACUUUGGGCAUUACCUCAAUAAUGGAUGAUAUACUUGCUUUUCGAAAUAAAGAGUUUUCAGAUAUUUUAAUUUUCA